Messenger RNA from Priapulus caudatus, 672 nucleotides. Its product is annotated as VWFA and cache domain-containing protein 1-like. NCBI's taxonomy places the organism in Eukaryota, Metazoa, Priapulida, Priapulimorpha, Priapulimorphida, Priapulidae. The record is from RefSeq and is a predicted model, not a curated record.
CUUUCAGAUGCACUGGAGCAGAAGUAUCGAGAGAGACUCGAGGCUCUGGAGGGACUGCGUGCGUCUGUCGUGCAGUCGUACAGGGAGGAUGAGGCAGGGAGAAGCGCCAUCCAUAUUGUACCUGACUGCUGCAACCUGAACUCUGACCUGUACGAGGAGGACGUGCGAUUUAAGUCGAAGGUCAACACUCAGGCAAUGUGCAUGUCGCAGUCGGCGGUGGCGCCGGACCCGGGUCACACGAAGCGACUUCAUGACACAGUGCUGGAUCGCAUGCGCACAAACCUGCAGACUGUUCCCUCACUCAAGUGGCAGUACUAUGGUGACGAAAACGGUGUGAUCACGACCUUUCCCUCUGUGCCGAAGAAGGAUUGCCACAAGUAUGAUCCGAGAUUCAGGUACGUGUGGUUUCGUUACGUCAGCAAGCAAUCGAAUUGGCCCACGUCGGACAUCAAGGUGUUCGUCAAGACCAGAGCUUGUUACGCGAGAAGUUUGGUUUCCGGGUAUAGGACCGUUUGGUGGAAGACCGAAUUAAGCAGUGUGUUUGCCAUGCCCAAGCUGCUACCACCAACAACGCAGAAGCGACCAGGAACCUCUCAAGAUGACAACACUAUUGGCCAUGGAAAGAAGUGGCAGUAUUUUGCCGGUCCAUUUCGCGACGGAAAUACUUGCUAG